This is a messenger RNA of Vidua chalybeata, 2554 nucleotides long. RefSeq names its product coiled-coil domain containing 102B (gene CCDC102B). The transcript is spliced from 6 exons. The record is from RefSeq and is a predicted model, not a curated record. The coding region runs from base 30 to 1148 and encodes 372 amino acids. NCBI's taxonomy places the organism in Eukaryota, Metazoa, Chordata, Aves, Passeriformes, Viduidae.
AUGUCUGGGUUGAGGAGCAAAAUUAGAAGAUGAAUCAAAACAUGAAUUUAGACUCCAUUCAGAAACAAAUGGAAAAGACAGAGUUUUUUGGGAGCCAACCAACACAACCUGAUAAAUUAGAUAGAUGUUGGCAACCAGGUGACCAUCUGUUUCAUUCAAAUCUUCCAUCUCAAAGUUUCUACCCAAAUUCAUCUAAUUAUGCACAUAUGCAUACAAGUUACAGCAGUGAUUGGGAAAUUUUUGAAGCAGUAAAAAUUCAGGAACUGGAGGAAAUCAAAGCCAGAGCUGCCCAAAUGGAGAAGACCAUGCGCUGGUGGUCAGAUUGCACUGCUAAUUGGAGGGAGAAAUGGAGCAAAGUUAGAGGAGAAAGAAAUAAAGCACGAGAGGAAGCAAGACAAUUGAGAAUCAAACUAGACAGUGUCAUAAAAGAGCUAAGUGUGCUUAAAAAAAUAAAUCAAGAUUUAGUAAGUGAGAAGGAAAACUUAGAAAAUGGAACUGCUUGGAAAACAGAAUGCUGUUGCUCAGAAAUACCAUGUAUUAAAAAAGACCAAAGCCUGCUAAUGUUUCUGGAACCAGAACCACCAAAAGACAUAACCAAAAUCAUCAAAAUUCCUGGGGCAGAAGACACAAAGAAGGAUGUAAGCAAAGACCAAAGCAACGACAAUAAAAAAUUCGCCCCAAAUCCUCCUGAUUUCUUCCCCAAUGGACUUCCCAGCAUCUGUUUGGAGGAACCUAAAAUAAGUUUGGGCACUACAGCUAAGACAACAGAGAAUGAUUUAAUACAUGUGUCAGUCUUAAAUUUGCAUUUGGCUGAGAUGAGGAAAAUCUUACAGAAGGAAAGAGAAAUGAAUGUAUUUCUGGAGAAAGAAAUGGAAAAGAUGGAAAAUGAAUUAUUUCUUUGGAAAUGGAAAUAUGAAGAACUGAGACAAACCAAGCUGGAAAGCCUGAAACAGAUGGAAAGAAUGCAGUGUGAGAAUGCCUCUGAAUGGGGAAAGAGAGAGCGACUAGAAGAAAAAAAACAAAGUUUGGAAGAAGAGACCAGAAAACUCAAAAUGCAGAGUAAAGAGGCAGAAGAAAGUGAACACAGGAUUUGGGACCGGACAAAGUUCCUUGUCUGUUGCUGGAGAUUCUACCACAACAGUGAGUGAAGAUAUGGGAGAUCACCAAAAAGCCCUGCAGCAACAAGGCUAACAGCAAAGAGGAAAAGCAAACAGUAUUCAUAAAGACAUACAAGAAAGUUUCAUUGAAGAAGUGCAUGUCAGAUAUAUAUAGGAACGCUGUAUGCAUUGUUUCUAUGUAUUCCUGAUUUUUUAUAAGAACCAAGGAAAAUAUGCUAGAGUCAGGGUGCACGUUUCUAGAAGUUAUGUUGGCCAUUGUCAUUCCUUUCCAGUUAUAAUAACUGUUCUCUUAAGCAAAAGGUGGACAUAAUUAAAAUGUCCCAUAUUUUACCUUUGGGAAAAAGGACUUUAAAAUGUGCAUGGUCUAUGGGAGAGGUUCACAUUCUGUCCUGGGAAGACGUUGAGUCCGAAAUGGAAGUCAGUGGUUUGUUUCUUGCUUUGCUUGUGUGUUUUACUUUCAUACAGCAGCAGAAAAAAAUAUCUGUAUCACAGGACCCUCAAUUCUUCCAGGGUGACAUGUGUAUUACACUUUCAUUAAAAAAAAAGAAGAAAAAAUAUUUUAUAUUAAAUACCCCAAAAUUAUCACAUAUACAUUUAGAUUAAAGAAAUAUCCUUUCCUUAUGUGUUUCUUAUACUCAUCACAUAACAAAAUUAAUGCAUCUCAAAUUUACCUUAUUGUCUACGUAUCACAUUUUAAAUUAAAUUUUACUUUAUUAAUUGCCCAUGAAAAAAAUUGUAAAUGUCACGCAGGGAGUAACAUAAAUAAGAUAAACUGGAAAAGCAGAUUUUGAGAACAUUAGAAAAUUCACAAUUUAUAAAAACAUCAGCCACUUUCAGCCAUCAAGGGAGACAUAAAUUAUAAUUUUGUUUGCCAUGUGCAAUUGAUAAUGAAUAUCUUUAGAUUCUAUUUCAUAAGGAUUGCUGUAAUUGCUCAGCAAUAUGUUUGUUUCAUUCCUUAUAUCACUCUAAACAGAAAACAUAUCUGAGAGCUCAAAUUGUAUUUAAAGCUAUGUCCUUUCUAAGAGGAGGUUGUUAGAUCUCUUGAUUUCUUUUGUAACCUAGGACCAUACAAGAAGUGAAAAGCAUUAAAGAUUAUUGAUUACACAGGAAGCACAUUUUUCCCAGGAUUCUCUGAGCUGCAGAUGCUUGGAAGCUGGGAACAAAAUAUUCUUAUCACCCUCUCUGAGCUUUAGGCUGCUGCUGGAGAUGGGAUGCCAGAGCAGAAGUAUCUAUGUUUUGACUACCUUUAUACAUUCUUAACCAUCUUUCAUGUUUGUAAUGCUGAACUAAUUUCAGCUACUACCCCUCAGUACAUGCUAAGGAUACAAUGAGGUUUCGUUGCCACAAAGCUGAUUCACAAGUUGAUCAACAAGGUACAGAGAUACUGUGAGACAAUUUAUUUUUAAAUGGAGUUUAAACAUGUAAUACUUACAAGA